AUGGUUGUAAUUCCCAUAGCCGCAAAGCUUAUCACAGGAGCUGAGCUUAUUGAGAAAGUGAGAAAGGUAAAAGACACAGUCUGGCCACAACCAUCUGCUGAGUUGGUGAAGAGGUUCCGAUGGUUCCAAUGCACUGUCAGAAAUGCAACUCAGUUUCAGAUUCGGCUGGACGGAGUCCACUGGGACUCAGGGAAGUUUUGUACUCCUCCUGAUACGGCAGGAGUAUUCGAAGACAUGACAUUUGGCGCCUGCAACUCAGACCACGGCGUGGCCAAGGGGGUCACUGGAGGGUUUUCGUUUUGCAUGAUGUUGGACGAAGAACAAAGGUUUUACUUCUCGGUUGGGCUGGCAACCCUCGGUGCGGGACAAGCUAAUGCUGGUGUGGUUGAGUCGGAAUCAUCUUGGGACGGGUUUGAUGCAGCAACACGUGACGGCAAUUACAUUGAGUCCAAAAAUAAGUAUAAAUCGAAAAAUGAGGACGGCAAUGAGCAGGAAAUAUUAUUUCGUGUCUCUGCGCAACCUGGAAAGGAGAUGAGGAUUGAGGUUGACCAAAUUGUUAUGAGUAAAUAA
Messenger RNA from Fusarium venenatum, 570 nucleotides. RefSeq lists its product as uncharacterized. The record is from RefSeq and is a predicted model, not a curated record. NCBI's taxonomy places the organism in Eukaryota, Fungi, Ascomycota, Sordariomycetes, Hypocreales, Nectriaceae.